Phyllopteryx taeniolatus (common seadragon) is the source of this 1182-nucleotide messenger RNA. It is a transcript of the gene angptl5, whose product is annotated as angiopoietin-like 5. NCBI's taxonomy places the organism in Eukaryota, Metazoa, Chordata, Actinopteri, Syngnathiformes, Syngnathidae. The record is from RefSeq and is a predicted model, not a curated record.
AUGAAUCUGAUUGAAAUGCUGUGGGAUGACCUUAACAAGACUGCUUAUGCUCGAAAAUCCUGCGGUGACACAGUAAAGAAGCUGGACCAAUCAGAGGUGCGCAACGAGGACCUGUCUGACACGCCGGUCAUUGGUAUCUAUCUGACCAAUGACCGGCGUGUCAGACAGGGGAGGCGCAAAAGUGGCGAAUCGUGCUCUAUUCCCUGUGACAUCACUGUCAAGUUACUACGAGAUGAAAAACAUUCCAUCUGUGGCCAGUUGCAUCAGUCGUUGCUGACAUUUGGCCACAGCACCAGGAAGUUGAUGAGGGACGUGAUGGAACAGCAGCAGAGGGCCCUGAACGUCCUCAGCAGUCAGGUAAAUGAGGUCAUGAAUAAAUUGCAAGCACUCAGCAAUGAAGUACAGAGGAGCAACACGGAGAUGUACCCCGUCAAACCAUCACUGUUGCAUGGGCGAGACUGUAGUGACAUUAAGGACAGUCUAUUGUUCGUUGUUCCCAAGAUUCCCAGUGGGAUUUAUAUCAUCCACCCAGAAAACUCUGACUCAUCAUUUGAGGUCUUCUGUGAGAUGGACUACAUGGAUGGAGGAUGGACAGUGAUGCAGCGCAGGACAGAAGGCUUGAUAGACUUCAGAAGAACUUGGGCCGAUCAUGUUGACGGAUUUGAACACCUUGCAGGCGAACACUGGUUGGGCUUGGGAAAAGUACUCAACAUCGUGAAGCAGAAGGAGACCCGCUUCCAGCUGCACGUGGCUUUGGUGUCACAUGACGACGUCGCGUCAUAUGCAUCCUAUGAUGAUUUCAGACUGGAUAAUGAAACUCACUUCUUCAGCAUACACCUGGGCCGAUACGCAGGUAGUGCAGGAGACUGCUUCCGCAGCUACGACCAGGACCAGAACCAGGACACGGCCCCGUUCAGCGCCUCAGACGUGGGCAACGAUGGCUGCAAUCCCUCCUGUGAACUGGGUGACGUCAAUGUGGAGAGCUGCAGUGCGCACAACCACACGGGGUGGUGGUUCAACCAGUGCGGCAUGGCCAACCUCAAAGGAUCUCCGGAAGGCGAUGGUGAGCAAAACCAGGGGCCUCGGACAUGAAUCCUGUGGGACACCUGGAGGCACCAGGGAGUGGCCCGCAACAUUAAGUCAGUCAGCAUGAAGAUCAGGAGGAUGCCAACCAAUAACUGA